UCGAGAUGCGAGAUGGUGGUUAUGUGGUUCGGUCAGUCAAGCCAGGCUGUUCUCAGUCGUAACUCAAACAGUGAGGAGAGCGCAUAGUGUUCGCAUAUCACUGGAGCUGUCAACUAAUGGGUCUAAAACAGAGCUGGGCGGUUUUCCUUGUUGGUUGCAUAUUUCUCCUGGCCCAACCUUUGGAUUGUCGGCAGCAGAGUCAGGGUCCUCCCUUCAUCAAGGGAGUUCCCGUCACCGUACGAGACCGAGAAAAUGCCACCGUUUCCAUUCCUUGUGUGGUAGAGAAUUUAGGUGCAUCCACGUUAAGAUGGCUCAAGGGUGAGGAACUUAUUGUUGAGCGCACGGCGGUGGACACCGACCCUGUGGUUUCUCCAAACGACCCCAGAAUCUCAGUUUGGCCAGACAAUAGUCUGCAGGUGAAAAACCUGAGGGAAUCAGACGAUGGAGAAUACACCUGUCAAGUUGCUCGACUUCCACCACUUAAGUCAAUCCAACGGACGAAUGCGAUUUUGGUGCUUUACCCACCAACUGUUCAUUUAAAUCCUGACGUGGAAGAGUUUGAAGUGGAGUUGAAUUCAAUAGUUUCUAUUGAAUGUGUCGCCGACGGAGUUCCAAAGCCGAUCAUAUCAUGGACUGAAUAUGGCGGCGCUGUGCUCACGCCAGACGAAUUGAAAAUGCUGGGGACCGUCCCGAAAGUUGAGUUCCGAGCAACGACAAGACAUGCGGCAGGGCGGUUCACAUGUGUGGCCAACAAUGGGGUUGGAGAACCAGUGAGCGCGUCGACGCGUCUAAAAAUACUGUAUCCACCCGAAGUGACCAUGGAAAGGGAGUGGGUGCACACGGGCCACGGCGCCAAAAGCGAGCUCACCUGCCGAGUCAAUGCCGAGCCAGAAGCCAAGGUGGAAUGGUUAAGGCCGGACGGAGAAAUUUUUUCUCCCUACAGCAACCCUAGGUUUGCGAUUUCUGUACUGGGUACGAGGAACACGCUCAUCAUAAGAAGCGUCCGCGAUAGUGAUUUGGGAAAAUACAAAUGUAUGGCAGAGAACAUCAUGGGAAAAGGCAGCGCAACUCUGGAGCUUACUGGUCUUUGUAAUCCAGUAAAGAUAAAAGAAAAGCUUGGCCUUGCCAUGGACUUGUCCUACAGUAUCAUUUGGGAAGUUGAUUGCUAUUCUCAAGUUUAUGAUUAUCUACUGAAGUUUAAAAAAACAACGGAUAUCGAGUGGUAUAAUCUGACGAUCCCGUCUGCAAGCUCACAUACGUAUACCGCAGUUUACUCCCAAGAUUACAAUUUGAGUGGGUUAGAACCAUCAACAGAGUACCAGGUUCAAAUUCAAGCUAGAAACAAAUAUGGUCUAGGCAGGCCGUCUAAGAUUUUUUCUUUCACAACUCUUGGUUAUGGACAAGCCCCCACUGAACCUAUAAACCAAGAAGAAUUGGAAGUGAUAGAGAAAGAGGAAGUUAUCGAGCAAGUUCAUGUCACUGUGGUGAAAACAGCAGUUUUUGCGACAACAUCUGCUGGCACAACAGUUGAGAAAAUUCCAAUAAUAUUUGUUCUAAUUGUAUUUUUCAAUGUUUUUGUAAAAGUCUGUUAAAAUUUUGUACUGUUCUAUGCCAUUAAAAUUAAAAUAUUUUUAGCAUUA
Messenger RNA from Neocloeon triangulifer, 1640 nucleotides. Its product is annotated as protein amalgam-like. The record is from RefSeq and is a predicted model, not a curated record. NCBI's taxonomy places the organism in Eukaryota, Metazoa, Arthropoda, Insecta, Ephemeroptera, Baetidae. The coding region runs from base 117 to 1592 and encodes 491 amino acids. Gene Ontology annotation, molecular function: protein binding. The transcript has 10 exons.